Molecule: messenger RNA, 1274 nt
Organism: Diceros bicornis minor
Lineage: Eukaryota; Metazoa; Chordata; Mammalia; Perissodactyla; Rhinocerotidae
Product: HLA class II histocompatibility antigen, DR alpha chain
Exons: 5
Coding region: 86-850 (254 amino acids)
Biological process (GO): immunoglobulin production involved in immunoglobulin-mediated immune response; immune response; positive regulation of T cell activation
Cellular component (GO): membrane; MHC class II protein complex
Molecular function (GO): MHC class II protein complex binding
Source: RefSeq, a predicted model, not a curated record
CCCUACAUUCUCUUUUCUUUUAUUCUUGUGUGUGCUGCCCCACUUUUAACCUCUACUGACCCCCAUCAAAGCACUCAAGAAGAAAAUGGCCCUAAGUGGAGUCCCCAUGCUAGGAUUUUUCAUCACAGCUCUCCUGAUGAGACUUCAGGAAUCAGAGGCUAUCAAAGAGGAGCAUGUGAUCAUCCAGGCUGAGUUCUAUCUGAAUCCUGACCCGUCAGGGGAGUUUAUGUUUGACUUUGAUGGUGAUGAGAUUUUUCAUGUGGAUAUGGAAAAGAAGGAGACGGUCUGGCGUCUUGAAGAAUUUGGACGUUUUGCCAGCUUUGAGGCUCAGGGUGCAUUGGCCAAUAUAGCUGUGGACAAAGCCAACCUGGAGAUCAUGAUAAAGCGCUCCAACCACACCCCAGACACCAAUGUACCUCCCGAGGUGACUGUGCUCCCAAACAAGCCUGUGGAACUGGGAGAACCCAAUAUCCUCAUCUGUUUCAUCGACAAGUUCUCUCCACCAGUGAUCAAUGUCACAUGGCUUCAAAAUGGAAAACCUGUCACUGUUGGAGUGUCAGAGACAGUCUUCCUGCCCAGGGAAGACCAGCUUUUCCGCAAGUUCUACUAUCUCCCCUUCUUGCCCUCAACUGAGGAUGUUUAUGACUGCAAAGUGGAGCACUGGGGUUUGGAUAAACCUCUUCUAAAGCACUGGGAGUUUGAAGCACCAACUCCCCUCCCAGAGACAACAGAGAAUGUGGUGUGUGCCCUGGGCCUGGUUGUGGGUCUGGUGGGAAUCAUCGUUGGGACCAUCUUCAUCAUCAAGGGUGUGCGCAAAGGCAAUGUUGUUGAACACCGAGGGCCUCUGUAAGGCACUUGCAGGUAAUGGACUUUCUUAGAGAGAAGAUCAAUGAAGAAACUGCUGCUUCAAUAGCUUUACUAACCCAGCAAUACUCCAUUUGUUCACUUCAGCAAAGACAACAAUUCUUCAGCACUUUCCAGCCCUUUAGCUACUCUAAGAAUAUUGAUUUCUUCCCAAUCUCUCUAUACGCUAAUAGCUAGUUAUUCCUUGUCUAUUGUCCCUUCUUAUUUUUGUUUUCUUUCCAUUUCCUACUAUCUUUUUAUUAUUACCAUGUAAUGCCUCUGUAAUAGACCCCACAGAAUUCUUCCUCCACUAUGGAACCUUUUGAACAUUCUACAGGGGUGUCUUCUGUAUACUUAUUGCUUGGGCCUUCUUCAAACUGUGAUUGUGAUUUUUCUAAAUACAAUAAACUACUGAGUGGGUCUUAGGUGGA